GCGAUAUUUGUGCGCCCAUGAUUAGCCGGUGCUAGGCGUUUUAACAUUAUAUCCGCACAACAGAUUAGUGUAUGUACUCUGGGUUUAGUGUAGCUGCCGGUCCGAGAGAACAGGCGAGUGAAUUUAAGUGUUCAGAAUGCUCGGUGUACGCGGGGGAAAUGCUCCAACUCUUCUGCCUUUGAGAAAGAAACAUUUCCUCAUUCUCAACUUGACAAUUCCGCUCGAGUAGAGUUGCUGUUGUUGUUGUUGUUACUGGGAAGUACAACAUUUGUAAGGUUGUAACUGCAGCGUUUCUCCUGAGUGUGAGCUGUGUGAGAGGAGCAGAGAUGCUGAACAUGCCCUCGCAGUCUUUCCCCGCAGUCAGCUCUCAGCAGCGCGUCUCUGCGGCCGGACAGCCCAGGAACAAGGUGGCUCUGAAGCCAGGUCACAGUCUGAUGGACUGGAUCCGACUCAGCAAAAGUGGCCGUGAUAUGACUGGACUGAAGGGGAGAUUGAUUGAGGUAACAGAAGAGGAACUCAAGAAGCACAACACAAAAAAUGACUGUUGGACAUGUAUAAGAGGUAUGGUGUAUAAUAUAAGUGCGUACAUGGAUUUCCAUCCGGGUGGGGAGGAGGAGCUGAUGAAGGCAGCUGGUAUUGAUGGCACUGACCUGUUUGACCAGGUCCACCGCUGGGUAAAUUAUGAGUCCAUGUUGAAAGAGUGCUUGGUGGGCAGGAUGGUGGUAAAGGCGAGCACAGCAAUCAAAGCACAUGCAUUGAAACCUGAGCUCACUCAUGUGAAUGGUCUUGCUCCUCCUGCUGCUUUGUUGCUGGAUUCAGCACCUGCUGCCCCAGCGGCAAAAGACAACCAUCCUCGAUAUGACUGGUUCCAGACAGAGGAAACUGUCAAUGUUGUCAUUUACACCAAGCGUAAGAUUCCAAGAUCUGGAUGUUCAGUAGUGGACCUUCAAGGAAAUGUUCUGCGGGUAGAGGUGCUCUUAGGACAGUGGUCAUAUUUACUUCAUUGGAGUCUUUCUCAAGAAGUAGAAGCAAAUGUUACAGUUCAGACAGCGAGUUCAGUCGGGAAGGUCGAGGUGUGCCUGCGCAAAGUCCACAAAGCCAAAUGGACACAAGUGGGUCAACCCCUAGAAUCCCAUGACUCAUUUAUUCAGAGUAAACACAGAGGGUUGUUCUACAGAGACUGUGUAUUGGCUUCAAAGAAAGAAGUUACACAUGACACGCAGCUCUUCUGUUUCCGGCUGUCUCCUGGAGCACACAUGCACAUCCCUGUGGGAAGACAUGUCUACCUCAAAGCUUCUAUUCAGGGCAACGAUGUUGUAAAGCCCUACACACCAGUAGACCAGGUGCUCAUGCCCCAGAUUCACUCCAGCAACACUCUGAGCUCUGAAAUCUAUCUGAUGAUUAAGGUCUAUCCUGAUGGAGCAUUUACACAACAUUUGAACAAUCUUGACAUUGGAGCCUCCGUGUCCAUAAGCGGUCCAGAGGGUCCCUUUACACUCAGGAGUCUGCAUGAUGUCACUCAUUUGUACCUCUUAGCCGCUGGCACUGGUUUCACACCCAUGGCUCGCCUUCUCUGCCUUGCCUUACAGGACCUGCCCUCUGUCAGGGAGACCAAGUUGAUGUUCUUCAUUCGUCAAGAGAGGGACAUUCUGUGGUAUUCUCAGCUGGAGCAGCUGCGUGCAGAGGAACGGAGAUUUCAGGUUGAGUAUGUUCUCUCUGAGCCUGCAGCCACAUGGACUGGGAAAAGAGGACGAAUAGAUGCCUCGAUACUGCAGGCAUUUCUGGAAAGACCAGGAGACUCCAAGUGCUUAGUGUGUGUGUGUGGGCCAUCUGGUUUCACUGAACUAGCAGUACAGCUGGUCAAGCAACAGGGAUUCAGUGACAAGGAGAUUCAUGCUUUCAUAAGUUGAGCCCUAAGAGUUAGUACUAAUGAUUUCUAUGCAUUACAAACUCCAAAGCCGUUAAGUAACACCGAGUGAUUGAUUAGAGUUUGCCAUUUACUAACUGGCAAUGCUCUUGUCUGAUUUGUAUGAUCUUCUGAAAAGAGCUGCUCUUAUUUCACAUCCCAAAACUCAGCAAAAGAAAUUUGCUGUCUACAUAUGUAGGAUAUACCACUUCCACUGUAAAUUCAGAUUUUAUCCAUAAUUUUUUUUUUAUAUUUUAUUAUAUGGAAUGAUCACUUUGUCUUGACAAAAAUGUAUAUAUAUGAACAGUUAGGCAGGGUAAUAUGCUAAUUGUGAGUCUGUUUAUAAUGCCUGUCCAAUUUCAGUUGAAAAUGUAACUAACGAGUUUGGAAAACGUAUCUCUGGUAUAAAUAUUUAUGACUUCUGUAUAGUUUGGAAUUAUUUACCAUGGUUUAAUUUAUCAAUUGGUAUUUUAACUUAAACACACCAUCGUACCAGAAAAGUCAACCCACAUCUUGAAAGUGAAAGUGGUUUCAGAGAUGGAGGGAUAUUUGUUAGACUAAUGCAGCUAGCAUUAACUGAAUUCACUGAAGUGGUAUAAAUACUAGGAUGAAACAUCAAAUGUAAGAAUUGCCUUGCUAUUCUUACUUGUGUCUACAGAUUAGUAUGAUGUCAAUUAAGUCAUAGCCAGUCAUAUAAAAAUUAUUUUUUAGGCUGUUGGGAUUAUGUCAUAUAUUAUCUUUAUGAUUUAGUUGGUGCAGCAGAUAUGGUAUUGUGAAGGAAAUUUAUAAUGUGUAUGGAAAAAAAACAAUACAUUUAUUAAA
Molecule: messenger RNA, 2728 nt
Organism: Clarias gariepinus (North African catfish)
Lineage: Eukaryota; Metazoa; Chordata; Actinopteri; Siluriformes; Clariidae
Product: cytochrome b5 reductase 4
Exons: 16
Coding region: 327-1910 (527 amino acids)
Biological process (GO): superoxide metabolic process; generation of precursor metabolites and energy
Cellular component (GO): endoplasmic reticulum
Molecular function (GO): oxidoreductase activity; heme binding
Source: RefSeq, a predicted model, not a curated record